AGCUAGUAAAUGACCAGAUUAUCUUCUCAGAUAUAACACAAUUUCCAAGCGAAUCGAACUGAAGUACAUAAAAAAAGGCUCUGAACUGAGUUUUUUGUGUGUAACCUUUGCUUCCUAGCGUGCAUUGUUACUCUAAAGAUACCGGUUUAAAAAGUCGCAAUUGGUGUUUUAGUUGAUCCUUCUACGUUAGCCACAAUGGCUGAGUUUGGUUUCAAUGAACACCAUCAGAAUGAAACCAUCAACUACAUGCGCUUUGCACGCUCUAAGAGGGUCCUGAGACUUAAGACUAUUGACACCUGCUUUGAAGAGCUCAAGGACAGCCGACUGGUAGAGGAGACGUUCACGGUGGAUGAGGUGCGGGACAUGCUGGACGGGCUGCAGGCGGUGGUGCGUGGGGAGGUGGAGACGGAGCUCAUCAACACGGCCCACACCAACGUGCUCCUCCUCAGACAGCUCUUCUCCCAGGCUGAGAAGUUCUACCUGCGUCUGCAGGCCGACAUCUCAGAGCUGGAGAAUAGAGAACUGUUAGAACAAGUGGCUGAGUUUGAGAAGACAGAUUUUAAAAGCACUAAUAAGGUCAACCAGGAGAUCAGCAAGCCUAAGCUAGCACCCCUAAAUGAGGGAGGGGUGUCGGAGCUCCUGAACAAGGAGAUAUCCAGACUGCAGGAGGAGAACGAAAAGCUGAAAGGCAGACUCCGGACGCUGGAAUCUCAGGCCAUGAGUGCUAUGGAUGAGAAGAGCCAGGCUGAGCGAGCUCUGAAAGAUCUGCAGAAGAUCCAAGGGGAACAGCAGCUGGCGUGUCGUUCCCAGGAGAUCAGCAGCCUGGAAGGAACGGUGUCGGCGCUGCAGGAGGACUACCAGCGCUCCCUCCACGCCAGCGCCGCCUCCCAGAAGGACCUGCAGCAGAACCUGGUCUCUGCCAAGCACGACCUGCUCAGGGUCCAGGAUCAGCUGGCUCUGGCUGAGAAGGAGCUAGAGAAGAAGUUCCAACAGACUGCAGCCUACCGCAACAUGAAGGAAAUACUCACCAAGAAGAACGAGCAGAUCAAGGAUAUCAGGAAACGACUGCAGAGAUAUGAGUCCGAUGAAUGAGCCUCACCCAGUACAGAUGAACGUGACCCAGCAGACCAGGACGACAAAUGGACCUAUCAGAAGAGAGUGUGGAGGAGAGACCGAACAAAUCAUUUAUCUUACGGCUGCACUUGUAGAACGAGAGACGCUUCCCCCCAGAAUUCUAUCAUCCAGCUUCUCCAACAUCUUUUCUAGUCAUUGACUUUAGUAGAGGAAUGUGAGUACGGUCGUGGCAUUUGGUGGAUGGAGAUUGUGGGCCCAGCAGAUGUUUCUAGUUUCUGGAAGUUUCUGAUUGUUCUGCUACCAUGGUGUGGCCUCCCGUAAAGUUGCAGUUGUAGCUUGUGUAUGUUUUAUUCAAUCAGUUUCUUAGUCAGCUAGCGUCCUAUGCAAGUACUGUCACACCCCCUGUCAAAGUUGGCCUUCUCAUGAUUUUGGUGUUGAGUAAAAAUGCUGGAUACCUUGAGGCCUGCAGUCAAACCUCUCUCUCUCUCUCAUCAAACUGAUACAUAGUUCUAUGGCACCACAUAGAUGAACCUGUCUUCUUUAUGCACUAGUGUGUCUGCUAUGUUCACCAGUCAGACAACAACUGCUUUAUUCAGAAUGACGAACCCUACAAAAGCUUGUGUGAUAGAGGUAGGGAUUAGCCUAAUGGAGCAAGGUACUUUACAUUUCAGUUACGCUAGCGAGUUAGUUUUCUUUGAGACCUUUCCUUGAUACCUUGGAGGAACGUCUGGGGAAAUGUGGUGCAGUCACAAUGUAAUUUAUGACACGUGCUUUAAUUUCUUACCGUUUAUAUCUUCUGUUACUGCUUAAUGAUGUGUGUGAGUAGGGAGUAUUUUUAUGGGAACACCAAACUGUGUAUUUUUUCUUAAAUGCUGACAGUAAUGAAAGUGAAUGAAAAGCUAUAUAACUCUGCCUCUGAUGUAAUGCUCUUGUAGAGUAUUAUGCAUCUAUUGUUCUGUUAGACAUGCAUAUGUGUGUAUUGUGCAAAGUGGGAACUAAAUAAAAAAAACGGUU
Molecule: messenger RNA, 2088 nt
Organism: Osmerus eperlanus (European smelt)
Lineage: Eukaryota; Metazoa; Chordata; Actinopteri; Osmeriformes; Osmeridae
Gene: lztfl1
Product: leucine zipper transcription factor-like 1
Exons: 10
Coding region: 196-1092 (298 amino acids)
Biological process (GO): negative regulation of protein localization to cilium
Cellular component (GO): cytoplasm
Source: RefSeq, a predicted model, not a curated record